Molecule: messenger RNA, 3078 nt
Organism: Paramuricea clavata
Lineage: Eukaryota; Metazoa; Cnidaria; Anthozoa; Malacalcyonacea; Plexauridae
Source: the annotation of a GenBank genome assembly
GGUCACGUAAACGAUCUGCUCCGGCAAGACAAGAUUUCAUUGCUUGUACAGCUCAAACACCGGAGAAAAUAAAAUGUGAACGACGCUCUAUUCCUUACACGAAGUAUUGCUAUCUUCGUAUCCUUUUUUAUUAUCUGACCAUGUUACGGCCAAAAGCGUUUUCUUUUCAUUGACACUGUGAUUAACCAAUUGAUUUUGUUUUUCUGUGCUGAGUGAAAAUCUAAAUAUUUCUUCUAAAUAUUUCUACAUGCAGUAUAUAUUUAUUUAAAAUCUGCCAAUUUUAUAAAAUAGUAAGGUUGGUUUCCUUCAAAAUCUUCACCACUAAAUGGGAUCGUCUGGUGUCGGGUGAAAUGAAACCAAGCUAGGGUAAUGUAGAUUUUGAAGAAAAUGAACUCUUUAUGGUAUUUUGAUAAGUGGAGUAGUCUCUGACAUUUCGUGAACCAUUACAAACUUAUAAUAUAAUAUUUAUUUUAGAAAGACAUCUUGUUUGACCUUAACUUAUUUUAAGACAUACUAAAUGACACCAAACAACAAUUAUUUCAUCAAUGUGCUGCUGAUCUUUCGCCAACGUCUAAAUGUUCACGAACCACAUUGGAUCUUCUUUAUGAUAAACCGUUGUGUCGUGAGCAUUCAACAACGACGGUAAGCUUGUUUCUCACUUUUACAUGUGUAGGGGGUGUUAGUGGCACAGUACAGUAGUUAAUGGGUGUGCCUAUCACGUCUUCGACGAACGUUCGUUUUCUACAUUAUCAUAGGCGUAAGAAGCAACUUCAAAUUUAGUUUAGUUUAAUUUAUUGAAUUUCGUCAAAGUUGGGACAUACGUGACAGGAGAGGACACAGGAUAAACUCCCAACUGACAAUCCCCUUCUGCUGAAGAAGCACUUCAGAACAGUCCGGCUUCCGCGUGUGAUAAAUUGGACUAUUAGCGAGAGAAAGUCUGACAGCCAUCUAGUGUAUUGUGUAUUGUUUAAUUAUAAACGUAUAAUUCAAAAGUUUUGUAAUCUUGAUUUAGGAGGUUGCAGUGCAUCCCAUGGCACAACCGGUACAACCAAUCAUUCCUCCACUACAGUUGUCUCUUCAAAAACCACUUGCGAAGAAGGCAAGGAGGAAACCGCAAGUGAAAGCCACGCCAGCACAAAAACCUGCCAAGUCAAAUCGUAGACCCACAAAGAAAGAAUCAAAUAAGACUAGCAGGUCUGAUAAAACCAAGAAAGGAGGUACUCAACCGGUAUCGGGUAAAGGGAAACAAGAGGCACUCAACCGCGCUGCAAACCAUAUAAAUUUCGAAAAAUCUUUAUUUCCUACGGAAAGCGCAGAAAGAGAACAGCUUCAACGGUCGUUGAUUUAUCCUCUAAACGGAACCCUAAAAUUGGAUCAGCUACCUUCGAACAAGAACGACAUGUUUGUUAACGAUAGCUUUAAGGAGCAAGAAAUGUUUGAUGAUAAUGAAAUGGAUGUAGAUGACAGUUUAGAGAACGACGAUUUAUCUGAAGAUUUGGGUGAUAUUUCCCCCACUGGAUUACUGAGGGAGACUGUAUUAAAACUACCACCCGAAAGCCCUGAUCCAACAGUUAGUUCACACACCCAACCUCGAGUCUCGCCUGUUGAAGCCUUCUCGAUGAACUCUAUCAACGAAGGAAAUCUUCAUAAGCCUAUUAGGAAAGAUAAUUUGUGCACAAACGAUAUUUCACCGAGGGUAAACCAUAGCAAUGUUACACCCGGACUUCGACCCUCACGCACCACCGUGAUUACUUUACCAAAAUACCCAUCAAGUACGACGUCGUAUAGUGCACUCUUGACGAGACAAAUUCCACUAGGAAUAAAUACGGAUUACACUGCGUUCAGGCCUAUUGGACCGACAAUUAUUAAAUCAGAAGUUGGGGUGAAGAAAGGAGACCCCCGACCUUUUGAUGUGAACCAUGGCCUCCAGUUAUUCCCGUUACCCUUCGAGCCGGUGUUGAACUCGUCAGUAGCAUGGGGCGGAGGAGGCAAGCUUUUGUUGAACAACAGAGCGCGACCGGUAUUAUUUAACUCUCAAAACCCCGUGACAUUCUCCCCACCUUCGCUCUCCCCACACGUUUCCCCUCAAAUCACGCUAGGAACAGCAUUUAAUUUCGAUCGUCCUACCGUGUUACAGCACUCGACCAGUCCAUCACCAACGUUGAGCCCCUUCAGCGCUCACCUACCUAAUUCCCCGCACGGCAAAUUGGUUCCACGAACGUUGCGUUUGGAAAGUCGUGGUAACUCAAAUUCCAACGACAUUCAUGAUCCGUUUUUUGGUGCAUCGUUUGACAAACCUUGACAGCGUUUAAUGUAUUACAACUUGUUCUUUUUUAGAUUUCUACAGAUGUUAAGUAUCAUCUCUAAACUGCGACAGUAUAGAUUGUACAUAGUUUUAAUCAUAAUUUCUUCUGGUAUAUGGUAUUAAAAGUUAAUGUAAAGAGAUUUAUAAUAAAUAUAUUCUCUGAAUAUACAUACUCUUGCAUGGUCAUAUGUAAAAAAUUGAAAUUUACAAGGCGCCUCUAAAAUAUGCUAGUUUGAUCAAAUUACCGAGGGUGGUAAUCUCAGUUCAGCGUAUUCGCGGCUUAGGAACUGAGCUUACUUUAUUCGAAAAAGCAGGAACUGAUCUUCGCUAACUAAUUACUUUUUUCGUUUGCCGCGAACAAUAAGGCAAUUCCAGCUUUUAGUUUAUGCGUGCAGGGGAGGAUGGGAAGUAAGGUAUCAUAUUGCUGGUUAUGCUGAAGAAAAAAUAAAGAUGGCGGCCGUGAAAACACGGAGAGAUAGCUUAUACUUGUAAAUAUUGAAAUGUUUCGGCAGUUUUCAUUGAAAUUUUUCAGCAUAAUCAGCAAUAUGGUACCUUUAAUACUUCCUGUCACCCCCUGCGCACAUAAAUUAAAAGCUGGAAUUGCCUAUUCAACUAGUGGAAAACGAGCUAUAAUAUAGUGUUGUUUCGCACUUUUAAGGCGCCGAUAACUUACCGAAUGAGCGCUAAUGCUCAAAUAUGAAAUGAACAAAUACAUAUACGAAAUGAACAAAUACAAGAAAUAAAUGAAUUUGAAAUUAUACAGUUGCAUUAAU